UGUUUAUUUGAAAUCUCAUACCGGUAGAUGAGUCUCAGGACAAUGUUUUUUAUUUUGAUAUUUACAGUACCUUAAUUUCGUAUUCUAGUUUCUGCAAGUAAUUGGGGGACUCUUGACAUUAUUAAAAUACUAUAACACCUUUCUUUAUUCAACUCCACAAAGUCUUUCCAAUUAUUUGGUGUCUGUUACAUGGAUCUUGUUUUCCAGUAAGAGUCUUUUUCUCAAUUCAAUUAAAACCUCCUUUAUUCAUGAACAUAAAUAUUGGACAACAAGAAGUCUAGACAACAAAAAAAACCACAAGGAGGUAACGAGAUGUGUAAGCAUAUGAUUUUCAUCUCCCAGAGUAGACAUUAUAAAACCACCGAAGAUCCCCCACUAAUUGUAUUAUGAGGGAAGCCUAAGAGUUCCUGUUUCUUGCUCAAAUAUUUUCUGUUGCCUGAUCUAGACAGACAUUGAGUCAGGUGAUGAGAAUGUACUACAUGUAAGACACUGGUUUUGUUUGGCAAUCUCCCUGAUUCUGAUCUCUAUCGACUUGUCGGUCAAUACGUUCUUUUUGCCUUUAGUUUUCAGGAGUCUUGCGCUUGAUGUGCAGCUCCUCAACCAGUUGUGACCAGAAAACCUUGAAAAGGCGGUUUUUUUUUCAUUGACAAGAGAAUUGGCUCGAAGGGUAGUCUGAAAUCGGGGUUUUGAAACCUGACUGCUUUCUUUUCUGCUCGGACCUUCAGUCCACUAUUGCAUAGUAUUCAAGGUGACAUAUCGUUUAACAAAUCUGGAUCAGAUGGACCUGAAAUCGAAUCAUAGUGCUCCUGUUCUCACUGAUCCUCCACCCAUGAGUAAGUCAAGAUUAGGCAUCCAUGCUGCUCUGUUGCCUUACCCAUCUCGAAGCAUCGUUUUCUCUCCUGGUCUCUUAACAAUCCCAAGGAAGAAGCCAGGAAAGCUGGAAAGGAACAGCUCUUGGCUUGAAGCCAUGAAAAACUCGUCCCCUACCCAUAAGAAGGCAACCAAAAUUUCUAGCACUGAGCUAGCUCCAUCUGAUACCGAUGUUGCUUAUUGCAAUUGGAUGCUUGAGUACCCGUCAGCACUGGCAACUUUUGAGCAAAUAACAAAUUGUGCAAAGGGCAAGAGAAUAGCGUUGUUUCUGGAUUAUGAUGGCACUCUCUCCCCAAUUGUAGAUAACCCAGACCGUGCCUCCAUGUCUAAUGCAAUGCGUGCUGCUGUGAAAAAUGUGGCAAAAUUUUUUCCAACUGCAAUAAUUAGUGGAAGAAGCCGUGAUAAAGUAUACGAAUUUGUAGGAUUAACAGAGCUCUACUACGCUGGUAGUCAUGGGAUGGACAUUAUGGGUCCUGUGCAGCCAGUUCCUGAUGUCCAUCUGAAUGGUACGAGUUCCACUGACAAGCAGGAUAAGGAAGUUAAUUUGUUCCAGCCUGCUAGUGAAUUCUUACCAAUGAUCAAUGAGGUUUUUAGAUCCCUUGUUAAGAUUACCAAAGAAAUUACCGGAGCAGAAGUUGAGAACAAUAAGUUCUGCGUCUCUGUGCACUACCGCAAUGUAGAUGAGAAGAGUUGGAAAACAAUUGGGGAAUCUGUACACAAAAUUUUGAAAGACUACCCUCGUUUGCGAUUGACACAUGGGCGAAAGGUUUUAGAGGUUCGGCCAGUGCUUAAUUGGGAUAAGGGGAAAGCUGUUGAGUUUUUACUUGAAUCACUAGGGUUAAGUAAUUGUGAUGAUGUACUCCCAAUUUAUGUUGGAGACGACCGGACAGACGAAGACGCAUUUAAGUUUCUUAGAGAGGGUAACCGAGGUUAUGGCAUCUUGGUGUCUUCCGCGCCCAAGGAAAGCAAUGCAUUUUACUCUCUCAGGGAUCCAUCAGAGGUAAUGGAGUUUCUCAAGUCACUGGUAAAUUGGAAGGAGUCAAAUGCAGCAUGAAUGUAACAUAAUUAAGAAGAGUAUACUAUAUAGUAAAUCUAUAUACCGCAUUACAAAGAUUUUACAUUUUCCGGAGUUUUAUAGAGUUGAUCAAGGAGGAUUGGAGUGAAGUCACCGCCAUGAGAAAAGCUUGCAAAUGGUCACUGCUCAGAGCUUUUUCAUUUGUAAAUUCUUGUCGCUCUCCAGUUUGCCCUCAUUUCCAAGUGUAUAGUUCAUUUGUUUUGUAUUUUUUAUGAGGGAAUUUUUGGAAUCUAAGGAAAUAUAUUUGUUCAUUGGUUUUUUAAAAUUUAAUUUAAAUUAAAUGCAAAUUAAUAUAUUUUGUUUGAUUA
Messenger RNA from Cornus florida, 2253 nucleotides. Its product is annotated as trehalose-phosphate phosphatase A-like. Gene Ontology annotation, biological process: trehalose biosynthetic process. NCBI's taxonomy places the organism in Eukaryota, Viridiplantae, Streptophyta, Magnoliopsida, Cornales, Cornaceae. Bases 779 to 1924 code for a protein of 381 amino acids. The record is from RefSeq and is a predicted model, not a curated record. The transcript has 12 exons. Gene Ontology annotation, molecular function: trehalose-phosphatase activity.